GUAGCCCCGAAGCCUCUGAGAGAUGAGUACUAUAGACAUGUGAUCGUCGGCGGCUGCUGUGGUGGCUGUGGUGGUGGUGGUGGCGGCGCUGGGGCUGGGGCUGCCCAGAAAUAGCAGCAGCUGGUUUCCGUUCCCUGGUUGGCUAAGAGAGAAAGACAGAGACAGAGAGAGAGAGAAAGAGAGAGAGAGCGAGUGCCCGAUCAGCAGAGAGGAGCCAGCGGCGGCGGCGUUGCCUGCGCGGGACAGCCGGGGGACUCCUCCCGGAGGAUGCAAGCCCCCUGCCCUGCCUCAGCCCCAAGCAGAUGAUGGCGAUACGGGAGUUGAAAGUGUGUCUUCUCGGGGAUACUGGAGUCGGAAAGUCAAGCAUUGUUUGCCGAUUUGUACAGGAUCACUUUGACCACAACAUCAGCCCUACAAUUGGUGCUUCUUUCAUGACUAAAACUGUGCCAUGUGGAAAUGAACUUCAUAAGUUCCUCAUCUGGGAUACAGCUGGUCAGGAACGUUUCCAUUCAUUGGCACCCAUGUACUAUCGGGGAUCUGCAGCAGCUGUUAUAGUGUAUGAUAUCACUAAACAGGAUUCUUUUAAUACCUUGAAGAAAUGGGUGAAAGAAUUAAAAGAACAUGGUCCAGAAAAUAUUGUAAUGGCCAUCGCUGGAAACAAAUGUGAUCUCUCGGAUAUUAGGGAGGUUCCUAUGAAGGAUGCCAAGGAAUAUGCUGAAUCCAUAGGAGCGGUUGUAGUUGAAACAAGUGCAAAGUGUGCUAUUAAUAUUGAGGAACUCUUUCAAGGAAUCAAUCAGAUGUGUAGCUAUCGAAUGGAACCUGUGCUCUGGCUGAUGGAGAGCUCAAACCUGUAG
Gracilinanus agilis (Agile Gracile Mouse Opossum) is the source of this 854-nucleotide messenger RNA. RefSeq names its product RAB31, member RAS oncogene family (gene RAB31). The record is from RefSeq and is a predicted model, not a curated record. The coding region runs from base 303 to 854 and encodes 183 amino acids. Lineage: Eukaryota; Metazoa; Chordata; Mammalia; Didelphimorphia; Didelphidae. Gene Ontology annotation, molecular function: GTPase activity; GTP binding. The transcript has 7 exons.